Lolium rigidum is the source of this 1284-nucleotide messenger RNA. RefSeq names its product E3 ubiquitin-protein ligase ATL4-like. NCBI's taxonomy places the organism in Eukaryota, Viridiplantae, Streptophyta, Magnoliopsida, Poales, Poaceae. The coding region runs from base 1 to 1047 and encodes 348 amino acids. The transcript has a single exon. The record is from RefSeq and is a predicted model, not a curated record.
AUGGCAUCCCUUUUCCCGUCUCCACCGCCACCGUACACCGACGCCGCCGACCCCGCCGCUCCCCCGUCUCACUCUGACGCCAACACUUCCUUGCUCACUUCCCUCCUCAUCAUCGCCGGCCUCCUCGCCUUCGUCGUCGUCGCCUGCGUCUCCAUCCACGCGCUCCUCCGGUACCUCUCCCGCUCGUCUCCCUCGUCGACGCUCCCGCGGACGCACCGGGGCCAGGCGCAUGCCGGGGCACGGGAGGAUAACAGGGAGGAAGGCGAGGAGAAGCGGCGGCGGCGGCUGAUCGAGUCGCUGCCCCGGUUCACGAUGGCGUCGGCGCUGGCGGCGCUGCCGAAGAGCUCUCCGGACUGCGCCGUGUGCCUCUCGCCGUUCACGCCGGACGCCGAGCUGCGGCUGCUCCCCGCGUGCCGGCACGCGUUCCACGCCGCCUGCGUGGACGCGUGGCUCCGCACCUCCCCGACCUGUCCGCUCUGCCGCGCCAGCAUCGCGCUCCCGCACCCUUCCAUCUCCGCCAUCCUCGCCGCCGAACAGCCGCCGCCACCUGAACCUCGAAGAAUUAGCAGGGACCGUUUCCGCGUCGAGAUGGGCAGCGUCAGCAGCCGCGGCUCGCCCAUCAGUGUCGGCAGCGGCGGGGGUGACAGCCGCACCUACUCGCUCGGCUCCUUCGAGUACCACAUCGAGGAGGAGGUGGAGGCCGUGGUGUCCCGGAUGGUGCGCGCCGUGGCCAGGGCGCCCGACACCAUCAAGGAGGAGAAGCCUGCGGCCGCGAGGUCGCCGUCGCCGUCGCCACCCGGCGAGGCGGUGGCUGAAGCGGCAGGAUCGCCCACGCGUAGCUGGCUGCGGGAGUACAUGGAUCGCCUGGCAUCCUCGGCAUCGUCUUUCGCCUUGCCCGGACUGUGGAGCUCCCGGUGGAGCCAGAGAAACGAGGAGCCGUGGCUGUGGGACACGGAGGCGGCAGCAACGCCACCGCCACCGCCGCCGGGGUAUGACGAGGACGAGACGGCGUUCAUGGUGCUGUACCGGUGGAUCGCCGCCGUCUGAACAUAAUUGGUGCUGAAAGUGCCAAGGGCUUUUGCGCUAAGCCUGGAUCCAAUGCUUUGGAAGCUUCUGUUGACUCUGGCACAAAAUGUAGUACCGUAGGUGAAAACCAGUUGUGCACAUAGCUCAUCCUCGGAGUUGGGAUCUAGGAACCCGAGGAAGUCGAAGAACAGAAUAGGAAACCAUGGAUGCAAAAUUUUCUUUUCUGUAGACUUAGUUAUCUGCACCUUGCAUAAGGAU